CUGUCUUUGUUUAUGUCUCGGGUUGGAACAAAUUACUAUAAUUCGUCCCCGUCUACGGAUCAGACGACAUUUUUCACAAAUUUUACGAACAGAGGCCCUUAUUUUCAUAUUUGUCAUUCCUUAACUUAA
Corylus avellana is the source of this 129-nucleotide messenger RNA. The record is from the annotation of a RefSeq genome assembly. Lineage: Eukaryota; Viridiplantae; Streptophyta; Magnoliopsida; Fagales; Betulaceae.